Molecule: messenger RNA, 5603 nt
Organism: Alosa alosa (allis shad)
Lineage: Eukaryota; Metazoa; Chordata; Actinopteri; Clupeiformes; Clupeidae
Product: mucin-19
Exons: 13
Coding region: 1-5283 (1760 amino acids)
Source: RefSeq, a predicted model, not a curated record
AUGGGGACAACUGGCAUUUCAUCUGCGCCAGCCACAACCUCCGCCCAAGUCACAGAGACGUCCAAGCCAUCCACAGUCCAACCAAGCACUUCAGCAAGCUCUGAGAAGCCCAGCUCAGCACCGAUAAGCACUCAGACAUCUGGCUCGCCCUCCACCCUGGUGAUGAUGACCAAGCAAGAGGUCGCUUCUUCCACAUCUCAAACGACAGGCAAGACAACUGCAACUACAGCUUUUGCCUCCACGGGGUCCACGGGAUCAACUGCACAGUCCAGCACUGCUUCAGCUGCCACCAUCUCGGACCACUGGCCAUUUCAUCAACCAAGCACUUCAGCAAGCUGGGCCAGUCCACCACACUGCUUCAGCUUCCACCCCAGGGGACUACUGGCCAUCAAGUCAACAACAGUCCAACUGGCAACAGUCAAACAGCAAGCAAGUUCAGCUUUUACCUCGACGGGGUCAACUGCACAGUCCAGCACUACUUCAGCUGCCACCACGGGGACCACUGGCGUUUCAUCUGCGGCAUCCACAACCUCCGCCCAAGUCACAGAGACGUCCAAGCCAUCCACAGUCCAACCAAGCACUUCAGCAAGUUCUGAGAAGCCCAGCUCAGCGCCGAUAAGCACUCAGACAUCUGGCUCGCCCUCCACCCUGGUGACGAUGACCACGCAAGAGGUCGCUUCUUCCACGCAAACGACAGGCAAGACAGCUGCAACUACAGCUUUUUCCUCCACGGUGUCAACUGCACAGUCCAGCACUGCAUCAGCUGCCACCACAGGGACCACUGGCGUUUCAUCAAGCUCUGAGAAUCCCAGCUCAACACCGAUAAGCACUCAGACAUCUGGCUCGCCCUCCACCCCAGUGACGACAGCCACAGACUCUUCCACUCAGACAACUGGCAAGGAAACUGCAAGUACAGCUUUCGCCUCCACAAGCUCAACUGCACAGGCCAGCACUAGUUCAGUUGCCACCACAGGGACCACUGAUAUUUCAUCUGCAGCAACCACAACCUCCGCCCAACUCACAGAGACGUCCAAGCCAUCCACAGUCCAACCAAGCACUUCAGCAAGCUCUGAGAAGCCCAGCUCAGCGCCGAUAAGCACUCAGACAUCUGGCUCGCCCUCCACCCUGGUGACGAUGACCCCACAAGAGGUCGCUUCUUCUACGCAGACGACAGGCAAGACAACUGCAAGUACAGUUUUUGCCUCGACGGGGUCAACUGCACAGUCCAGCACUGCUUCAGCUGCCACCACGGGGACCACUGGCGUUUCAUCUGCGGCAUCCACAACCUCCGCCCAAAUCACAGAGACGUCCAAGCCAUCAACAGUCCAACCAAGCACUUCAGCAAGUUCUGAGGAGCCCAGUUCUGCACCAGUAAGCACUGGCACUCAAACAACUGGCAAGGAAACAGCAACUGCCACAACCUCCGCCCAACUCACAGAGGCGCCCAAGCCAUCCACAGUCCAACCAAGCACUUCAGCAAGCUCUGAGAAUCCCAGCUCAGCCCAUAAGCACUCAGACAUCUGGCUCGCCAUCCACCCCAGUCAACUGCACAGUCCAGCACUGCUUCAGCUGCCACCACAGGGACAACUGGCGUUUCAUCUACAGCAGCCACAACCUCCGUCCCAAGUCACAGAGACGUCCAAGCCAUCCACAGUCCAACCAAGCACUUCAGCAAGCUCUGAGAAGCCCAGUUCUGCACCAGUAAGCACUGGCUCUCAAACAACUGGCAAGGAAACAGCAAGUACAGCUUUCGCCUCCACGGGGUCAACUGCACAGUCCAGCACUGCUUCAGCUGCCACCACGGGGACCACUGGCGUUUCAUCUGCGGCAUCCACAACCUCAACUGCACAGUCCAGCACGUCCUUCAAGUCAACAACAGUCCAACCAAGCACUUCAGCAAGUUCUGAGGAAGUCAACAACAGUUCAACCAAGCACUUCAGGUCAACUGCACAGUCCAGCACUUCUUCAGCUGCCACCACAGGGACCACUGGCGUUUCAUCUGCGGCAGCCACAACCUCCGCCCAAGUCACAGAGACGUCCAAGCCAUCCACAGUCCUACCAAGCACUUCAGCCAGCUCUGAGAAGCCCAGUUCUGCACCAAUAAGCACUGGCUCUCAAACAACUGGCAAGGAAACAGCAAGUACAGCUUUCGCCUCCGCAGGCUCAAGUACACAGGCCAGCACUGUUUCAGUUGCCACCACGGGCACCACUGGCGUUUCAUCUGCAGCAGCGACAACCUCUUCCCAAGUCACAGAGACGUCCAAGCCAUUCACAGUCCAACCGAGCACUUCAACAAGCUCUGAGAAGCCCAGCUCAGCGCCCAUAAGCACUCAGACAUCUGGUUCGCCCUCCACCCUGGUGAUGACGACCACGCAAGAGGUCUCUUCUUCCACACAGACGACAGACAAGACAACUGCAAGUACAGCUUUUACCUCAACGGGGUCAACUGCACAGUCCAGCACUGCUUCAGCUGCCACCACGGGGACCACUGGCGUUUCAUCUGCAGCAGCCACAACCUCCGCCGAAGUCACAGAGAUGUCCAAGUCAACAACAGUCCAACCAAGCACUUCAGCAAGUUCUGAGGAGCCCAGCUCGGCGCCCGUAAGCACUCAGACCUCUGGCUCACCCUCCACCCCGUUGACGACUGUCACUCAAGAGACCACGGGAACCACCGAUGUUUCAUCUGUAGCAGCAACAACCUCAGCCCAAGUCACAGAGACGUCUAAGCCAACAACAGUCCAACAAAGUACUUCAGCAAGCUCUGAGGAGCCCAGUUCGGCGCCGGUCAGCGCUCCACAGGCCGGCACUGCUUCGGCUGGCACCACAGGGACUACUGGUGUUUCAUCUGCCGCAGCGAUGACUACAGCCCAAGUCACAGAGACGUCUAAGCCAACAACAGUCCAACCAAGCACUUCAGCAAGCUCUGAGAAGCCCAGCUCAGCACCAGUUAGCACUCAGACUUCUGUCUCACCCUCGACCCUUGUGACGACGACCACGCAAGAGACCACUUCUUCGACGCAGACGACAGGCAAGACAACUGCAAGUACAGCUUUCGCCUCGACAGGGCCAAUUCCACAGGUCAGCACUACUUCAGCUGAAACCACGGGGACCACAGGCAUUUUAUCUGCAGCAGCCACGACCUCAGCCCAAGUCACAGAGAUGUCCAAGUCAACAACAGUCCAACCAAGCACUUCAGCAGGCUCUGAGGAGCCCAGCUCGGCGCCAGUAAGCACUCAGACAUCUGGCUCGCCCUCCACCGUGAUGACUACUGCCACGCAUGAGACCAUGGGGACCACUGGCAUUACAUCUGCAGCAGUCACGACGUCAGCCCAAGUCUCAGAGACGUCCAAGCUAACAACAGUCCAACGAAGCACUUCAGCAAGCUCUGAGGAGCCCAGUUCGGCGCCGGUAAGCACUCAAACCUCUGGUUCGCCCUCCACCCCAGUGACAAUGUCCACGCAAGGCACUGCCUCUUCCACGCAGACGACUGGCAAACUAACUGCAAGUACAGCUUUCGCCUCCACGGGGCCAACUCCACAGGCAAUCACUGCUUCAGCUGCCACCAUGGUGACCACCGGCGUUUCAUUAGCGCCAGCCACGACUGAAGUCACAGAGACAGGACGCACGUCACCUCACUCAGCGAGCACAACUAAGGGGCCUAUUUCCACACCAAUUGUUUCUCAGUCUACAUCUUCAACAUCUCUCACUUCUACAACCUUUCCUCUUCCUGUCAGUAGCUCGACUACUAAAACUUUGAUUACAUCAACCCAAUACUUUACAUCGCCACAAUCUCAUCACUCAAGUCCCUCAUCUGAUGUUCCCACAUCCACAAGUUUCACAUCACAGACACAUCCAACCACACAAUUCUCAGAACCCACUAGUUCAAGUCAGUCACAGACUUCAUCCACCAGAGUCACAAGUGCCAUACCGACCGUCUCAGAAACGUCACCUGGAAUCAUUAGCACUUCCAAAGUCCCUCUUCACACAUCCACUUCAGUGCAGUUCUCCACAUCAUCUUUUCAUCCAACAUCUUCUGAUGCUACAACUACUUUGGUAACCUCUGGACAGUCCCACACCCAGUUCCCAACAGUUACCACUCAAAGUACUCCACCACCACAAAAUUCGUCUGUCACCUCAACCUCACACUUAACAACAACACCUGUGUGUCCAGAGGAGGAAUGUCAGUGUAAUGGCGCACCAUGUUCUUUCAAUGCUACGUUAGGAAAAUGUCAGUGUGACUGCAAUGAAGAUCUCACCUUUGGGAGCUCUUGUCAGUAUGGUUUCAAUGAAACCAAUGUGAUAUUAGAUAAUAAUGGAAUUCCACCAAGGAAAGCAAAAUUUUCACUGAGAAUAAGGGAUUUCAAUUUGACAACCUCAGAUAAAGCAGCUCUUAUUGAGAUUCUGGAAGAAGAGCUCACACCUCUUUUCCGACAAGCUGAUCCUCUGAGUUUCCAGGACUUCAGAAUAUUCAGAUUAAGGCAAGGAAGUAUUAUUGCAGAUGGUGUUGCACGAUACAGGUAUCACAACAAUGAAUCACAAAUAAACUUCCUUAAUGAACAGUUGGGAUCAAAAUUAGAAAGUGUUGUAACUCAACAAGGUGAUUUCAAAAACCUGAGUGAAGCUCUUGGAAAUGUUGCCAUUGAAGAUCCAACACUCACAAUGGCAGAUACUGAUAUAAAGAACCUUAUGGAUCUGAGGCCAUACAUUUCCUGCCACAUAGAAUUUAGUAACUACUCAAUUGAGAUUUCCGAAGGAGGCUGGAAAUGUGUAGGAUCUUGUUUUACAAAUCCCGGCUACUGUAAUCAACAUGGAGAGUGCUUCAAUAAAAAGAGUGGGCCAGUUUGCCAGUGUUUUGAGUCCUUCCUUGAGUCAUACUAUGGGCCGCAGUGUGAUCUAUUUCGCCGGGGAGUAGGAUUCUAUGCCAUACUCUUUGGAUGUCUGUCAGCAGGCCUACUCUUGCUCAUAAUCAUUGUAAUUGUCAUUGUGGUUCUACGUAGAGGCCAUGGCAGAUCAUGGUUUGCAGACAAGAGGCUCACAAGUUUUGAAACCUUUGACGAUGACGUGUUCAACUAUUCAAAUAGAGGACAUUAUAGAAAUUUUCUGGUUCGACUUCCAGGUAGACAAGAUGGAGUGUACAGUAUUGAAAACGACGUGUCUGUGUCAGAUGAAAUAAGCCCUGGAGUAUUUCGGCCGCGCUUAGAUCUGGUUGACACAACAUUCGAUAUGAGGAUAAACCGUCCAAACGUGAGGAUAUCAACUAUGAAUCAGAUGUCCAAAAACUAACAGGGACAUGAAGAACUUCAACCUAAAGCAUUGAUGCCAAAGACACCUCUAUGUAACCUCAACAUUAUAUAUAUAUGUAUUACAUAGCCAUAAUUAUUCUGGUCUAAGGUAACUACUAAUACACAGCACAUAUUUAUAUUUAAUUUAUAUUACUCUAAACAACCUUCUGUAAACCAACUGUACUGUCUACGCUGCACUAUAUUUCUUGUCCUGUUUAUGCACCUGUCUACUUUUUUGCACUACUGGUUAGAUUAAAACUGCAUUUCUUUGUUAUUGUACUUGUACUCUGCACAAUGACAAUAAAGUUGAGUCUAAUCUAA